GAACUCGGUUUCCCAGAAGCCCUUGCGUCACCUCAACUUACAGAACUGGCUUCUUGGAGGCUUCGGGAGUGUUUCCCAUUUAAACAAACAGUGCCGAAGAUGGCGGAGAGUUAAUGGUGUAAAGAAGAAAUUACCGAGCCGGGUGAAAGAUUCGUUCACAAGGUUGGUGACUAAAGUCUAAUUUAUGGUUCUCUGCAUCGGUACGGAGACACGCAACGCCAUUAUCCAUCGUUGCGAGGGCUCUCCGACAGGCUCACAAGGACGGAUGGAGUUGAGCCCACCUUUCUGAACAUCGACUGAGAAUGCAAGCUUGUGAUUGAGGCGACUGUUCAUCCCACAUAGGACCACGCCCCCAGAGUGAGGGGAGGUGGGGCAUCUUACCGUCUGUCAUCUUGGCGCUGUCAAAAGGUGCUGAUAUGUGUUCACGAUGAGCGGACUGGGGGAGAACUCCAUGGAACCUCUGAGCUCAGAAAACCGGAAACGGAAGCUCUCCACGUGCGACACGCCCAGUCUAGGGUGCGAGAGGAAGCGUCGGGAGCAGGAGAGCAAAUACAUAGAGGAACUGGCGGAGCUGAUCUCAGCCAACCUCAGUGACAUCGACAGCUUCAACGUCAAACCGGACAAAUGCGCCAUCCUCAAAGAGACGGUGCGCCAGAUCCGUCAGAUCAAGGAGCAGGGAAAAGCUUCAUCCAACGACGAUGACGUUCAGAAGUCAGACGUGUCCUCCACUGGUCAGGGGGUCAUCGACAAGGACCAUCUGGGACCACUUCUUCUACAGGCUCUGGACGGUUUCCUGUUCGUGGUGAAUCGGGAGGGCAGCAUCGUGUUUGUGUCGGACAACGUGACUCAAUACCUGCAGUACAAACAGGAGGAGCUGAUCAAUACCAGCGUGUACAACAUCCUUCAUGAGGAUGACAGGGAGGACUUCCACAAGAACCUGCCUAAGACCAGCAUAAAUGGAGUGCCGUGGGGAAACGAGGCAAUCCGACAGAAGAGUCACACCUUCACUUGCCGGAUGCUGGUCAAGUUUGGCCACGCCCAUGGGCCCAUGGAGGAGGGGCCAGGAGGACCGCGUUAUGAGACCAUGCAGUGUUUUGCUCUCACUCAACCCAAAGCCAUGAUUGAGGAAGGAGAAGACCUUCAGUCAUGUAUGAUCUGCGUGGCCCGUCGGGUCACAGCCAUGGAGAGAACGGAGAGUUUCAACACUCGACAUGAGCUCUCCGGUAAACUGAUUCAGAUCGACCAGUCGUCUCUGCGAGCAUCGAUGCGUCCGGGCUGGGAGGAUUUGUUGAGGCGUUGCAUCCAGAUGUUCCUGCAGCACAGUGACGGUCAGCCCUGGUCGCACAAACGCCACUAUCAUGAAGCUUUUCUCCAGGGCCAUGCCGAGACUCCCUUGUAUCGCUUCUCCCUGUCCGACGGCACUCCGGUCACCGCCCAGACCAAGAGUAAACUGUAUCGACACCCCAUGAGCAACGAGCCGCAAGGCUUCAUCUCCACUCACCUGCUGCAGAGGGAACCCAACGGUUACCGCUCAGCAACGAGUGGGAACAUGAUGCGACAGCAGGGGAUGGGCGGAGCUAACUUGAACACUCCAAUGAAUGUAAAUGCAGGUGGAGGGAUGGGGAUGGGAGGCAUGGGCAGUAUGAACAGAGGCUUCGGCAUGACGGAGCAAGGCCACAUGGGCCACAUGGGACCAAUGGGUGGUGGCUCCAUGUACGGAGGGAAUGGUGGAGGAGGAAGCGGUGGAGGCAUGGGCGGUCGUAUGAUGCAGAUGAAUCAGACGUGCCAGAUGGGUCCCAUGAAUCACCAGGGCCAAAGCAUGCAGCAGCACCCUCAGCAGCCCCUGUUUCAGAGCAGCGGCGGCUUUGGGCUCAGUGGCAUGAACAGCCCAUCAGGAAGCCCUAGAAUGGGCGGCCCCCAGCAGGGACUACUGAUGUCCCCCCGGAACCGGGGAAGCCCGAAGAUGGGUGCCAACCAGUUCUCCCCUGGAGGAAUCCACUCUCCCAUGAGCGGCAUGAGUAGUGGGGGAGGAGGUGGGGGGAGCAACUGUACCUUCUCCAGCAGCUCUCUUAAUGCUCUACAAGCCAUCAGUGAAGGAGUAGGAAGCUCACUCCCUUCCACUCUAACAUCCCCCUCGCCAGUCCACAAACCUGACAGUUCCCCCAGCAUCCACUCCUCAACUCAAUCCUCCCAGCAGCUCAAACCAGGCCAAGAUGGCUCCAAAAGUCCGGCGGGCGGUUUAGGACCUGGGCCUAGCGACCAUCACCUCACUGUGCACCAUCACCACCAUCAUCAGCAUCCUUCAGCUGAGAGUUCUGGAGAUCGAGCAGACAGCCAGGCAGCGACGGCGACUAAAGAGACCGGAGAGGGAAGCAGCGAGACGGGGGCGUCGAGUUCAGACCCCCCGCGGAGGCUUCCAGACAGCAAGGGACAUAAGAAGUUGCUGCAGUUAUUGACAUCUCCUACUGAGGAGCUGGGAAUAGGUGGAAGCGGGCCACCUGCACCACCCCCACCAAGCAGCAGCAGCACUCCUGUUGGCCCAGACAGUAAGGACACUAGCGGGGGCAUGACCAGCCACUCAUCCACAGGAGUGUCCUCUUCAUCAGCCAGCGCGGGGCUAGCGGUCGGUCAAGGUGGUGCAUCCACUCCAGCUCAUUAUACAGGUUCUCUGCAGGAGAAGCACAAGAUCCUCCACAAACUUCUUCAGAAUGGAAACACUCCAGAUGAAGUGGCUAAGAUCACAGCCGAGGCAACAGGAAAGGUGUCGCUGGAGGGCCAGGAGGGAGGCGAGGGCGGAGCAGGGGGUUCAGGGCCUGGGUCAGGCCCUGGGUUAGUAGCAGACCCCAAGCAGGAGCAGCAUAGCCCCAAGAAGGAAAAGACCCAUGCUCUCCUCCAUUACCUCCUAAACAAGGACGAUUCCAAAGAGCCUGUGGAUGUCAAACCCAAACUGGAAGACUUGGAGGGAAAUAGGCCGUCGGGGGCUACAGGUGGCUCUGUGCCCGAACACCCUGAGAGCAAGAUCAAGUCAGAACCACCUGAUGAUUUGCACAACCUGGAGUCGAUCCUGGGAGAUCUCAGGGGGUCAAGCUCGGACUUUUACCCCGAUCAAGCUGGGGUUGGGGGGCCGAGUGAAACGGGAAACAAACCAUCGGGUUGCCUAGACGACGGCCUGCAGGGCAGUCCAGUGAUGGGUCCAGGGCCUCGAGGGCCUUUCCAAAGGGCCAUGUCCAUGGAAGGGAAGCCUCCCGGUGGGCCUGGGGGAGCAGGUAGACGACCCACGCUUAUCAAACAGGAGAACAUGAUGGGCAGUCCGGACCACUGCCCAGGAAACAUGGGAACAAUGAAUAGAGGCAUGAUUCCCCAGAGGUCCCCAAUGGGGGGUUCAGGAGACUGGGGCAAGCCCCGUUCUGGUGCCAGCCCUGUGGGUUCAGCAGGACAUCCAUCCAUGAUGCGGCCGGGCAUGGAGUACAACAACGGGAAGAGCAUGGUGUCAGGACCCAUGGUGGGCCGCUCCAACAGCGUUCCAGGAGCCCGCUCCAUGCUGCAGCAGCAGCUCAUGGAUAUGGGUGGUCCUACUGACAUGGGGAUGGGCGUGAGCCCCUACAGCCAGCAGGGCCAGCCCAGCCAGUCCUCCUCCUGGCUGGACAACAUGGUGAGCAUGGAGGGCAACAGGCGGCAGUUUGGCAACCCCUUGGAUGACCUUCUGGUGGCCCCCACCACCAGUGAGGGUCAGAGCGAUGAGCGGGCGCUCCUAGACCAGCUGGAUUCACUGCUGAAUAACGCAGAUGGAAUCGCUUUGGAGGAGAUAGACCGAGCUCUGGGCAUCCCGGAUCUCGUCAGCCAGACCCAGGGAGGAGAGCAGCAGCUGGAGCAUUAUUCAGGACAGGACCCAUCCAUGAUGCUGGACCAGAAGCCUCUAUAUGGCCAGGGCUACCCCGGACCCCCCACCAUGCCGAUGCAGACAGGCUACGGAGGGAACCCCAUGCAGGGUCAGGGCCAACAGGGAGGGUUUGGCCCUAUGCUCUCACCACUGGGUCAAGGUGGCAGCUUCCCUGGUAUGGGUGGGAUGGGGGGCAUGGGUCAUCCUCGUGCCAACAUGAUGAGACCACGAAUGAUGAGCGCCAACAAGCCCAUGAGGCUGCAGCUGCAGCAGAGGCUGCAGGGUCAACAGUUCAUGAAUCAGACUCGUCAGGGCAUGGCUAUGAAGAUGGAGAAUCCGGGUGGAAACAUGAACAUGAGGACCAACAUGCAGUCUGGCAUGGGAGGGCAGCAGGGUUUCCUAAGCGCUCAGAUGAUGGCCCCUCGCAGGGAUAUGGUCACCAUGCAGAUGAGAAGGCAGCGUAUGAUGAUGCUGAUGCAGCAGCAGCAGGCGGCGGCAGCAGCUGCAGGAGGAUUCAGCCCCCCUCCAAAUGUCACAGCUCCUGGUGGCAUGGACACCCCAAUGGGGGGGCCAAACAUGGGCCAGCCAGGACCCCAACAGUUUGGCUACGGCAGUAACUACGGGAUGAGCCAGCAGGGAGACCACUCUUUUGGACCAUCAGGUGGCAGUCCCCCUAAUGCCAUGAUGCCCAGCCGCCUUGGGCCUCAGAAUCCCAUGAUGCAGCAGCACCCUCAAAGCGGACCCAUGUAUCAGGGAGCUGAUAUGAAAGGCUGGUCUCAGGGAGGCAUGGGACGUAACAGUUCUUACCCCCAGCAGCAGUUUGGGCCUCAGGCACCCAUGGGGCAGCAGCAGUUUGGCCAGCAGGGGAAUCCGGGGCAGUAUGGUGGCAUGAUGAUUAAUGGAGGCAUGCCGGCUGGUGGAGGGGGAGGUCACAUGGGCCAGAUGAGUGGGCAGAUGGGCAUGAACCCAAUGGUGAUGGGACGCAUGCCCAUGGGGCCCGAUCAGAAAUACUGCUGAACGACGCGACUGGAGCUUUGGUCUCACUGUGAUCCCCUCCCAGAGAUGGCCGACGGCUGCAGAUCUGGAGAGUGAGGAUUAAAGUGUCCUAGGUGGACAGUUGUGUCACUCUGACAGCCUGAGGAACAAAACAACAGACUCUCAUGAAGAUAUGCAUCACUGAUAAAAACCCAAUAAACUCUUACUGUUUUGCACACACACACACACACACACACACACACACACACACACACGCAAGUUCAUUUUUCUAUCCAUAUUAGGACUUUGUAUUGACUUCCAUUCAUUUUAGUAACUGCAUUUAUGCCUAACCUUAAUCCUUACCCUAACCAGUGUAUUCAUAAACAAAAACUCAUUUCAUGUCUUACCUCUAAACCUCACCCCUAAGCCUAAAAUAGGGGUCCACCAUAUUAGGACCAGGUUUUGGUCUUCAGAAGAUUAGUGAAUAUGUCAGUUUUGGUCCUAAGUAGAAUAGUUAAACAAGUACACACACACACACCCACAGAGGAAGACUAACAAAAGCAAAUCGAGUGAUCUAUCAGGUGAUGGGUGGCACAACAAAGGUUUUGUUAAUUCGCCCACUUCCUCUCAUCCCGUUGAAAUGUUUCCCAGACCCUCCCCGGUGUCCUCCCUUCACCUGAAGACCUCUCAUGGACCGUACAUUAGCAUUUCUCUCUUUUGGAGUGUGUCUCUGUAUACACACGCCCAUUUGUUGGACCAAACGGUGAAGUUGGUUCACACAGAAACAUGUUUAAACAACUUCUUCCUUAUCGAAUGUACCAUGCAGCUGGAUUCAGAUAUAAACAUGUUGAUCCUGAACUCUGUGGGAUGAAACAGCCUCCAUCUUUGCUGCUGCUGGAGGAUCUCUGUAGACAGCUCUGGUGGAGGAGCCCUCAGAUGGUGGCGUUCACAUGAAUGUCAUUAAGUAACAGCACAUGGUUUCGUCCUCCAGGAUGCCGUUUAUUGUGACUGAAGUACUUGUUGGCUGAUUGCACUUUAAGAGAAAGCCAACAUCAAAAGGAUCGUGGCAAUAUAGAGGCCUUUACAUGAGAAUUAAUACAUAGCAGCAGACAUUUCCUGAUUCUUCUUCCUUGUUUGUUUUGUUUUGUGUGUUUUCCUUUCAAAGAAAAAAAGAUUUGUAAACGAGUAACUGUGGCAGUUUUGGUUCUACAGCGAGAAACGACAGGAAGCACAGAUUUUAUCCAUUUAUAACAGCAAGAAAAAGAGUUUUUGUAUUUCUCCUAAAUUAUUCUCCUAGUCAGUAGUUCUACGGAUUUAUGAAGUGAUGGGUUGAUAUCUUGAAAAGUCAUUUUUAAAUCAAAGUUAAAAUAUUUUUGUUAUUUUUAAUGAAUUGUAGGAGUAAGAAAACAAUUAACGUCACGAUUAAAAAUAUGAAAAAUAGACAAAUUAUAUUCACAUUCUGAUCGAUUUGUGCAUACAGACGAUGAACGUGCAGAAAAAAACUCAAUUGCCAAGCAUCCAAUGAAAUUUGUUCACAUUAAGAGAUAAGAAGCGCUUGUAUUUUUUUAAAUUGGCCUGACAAACCUGAGCAAUAAUCCUUCCUCCUGGUUUUCUCUGAUAACAAAGCUGAAGCAUUGUUCACUCACAGCGACGGUACUGCAGUAUUAGACCUGAUGUCUUGUUUGAAGCCUUUUUCCUCCUUUCUGUGAAUAUGAAUUGUAAAUAUGCUUCAAAUGUACUAUAUAUGAAUAUAAAAUAUAUAUAUAUAUAUAUGCUUUUGUAGGUCACUCAGUUUUUGCACAGAUUGUAAGGCUUGAUAUUUAAAAGUGUAAUUUUUCUUAUUCUGUCAUAGGUCAGCUUGUUUUUCAAGAUUUAAAGCUUCAGUUGGAAAAAAAGACCUCUUUUUGUAAGCGAUGUAUAUAGAUAUUUUUUUUCAUACCGCCACUUUUCCAUCUGUCCGAGAGCACCUUUUUAUUUCUAAUCUUUGAUUCAAGAUCCUCCUUUUAUUUGCUUAGGAAGUAGUUUUAAAUAUACAGGUGCUAGUGGGUUAUCCUUUUUAUACAUACGUUUUCUUUUUACAAAAACAAAAGAACAAAAACAAGUCUAUACAAAUAGAGUUGGCACAUGAUUGUGUUAUUUUAGGAUUUCCGACGUCUUGCCUUUUUGUGGGGUCAGUAUUUUCAGAACUUGACCUCCGUUUUCCCCCCGAGGUUUUAAGUGUUUAAAGUGUUGGUCAUUUAUUCGUUCAGCCAGUUACGAGUCUCUAAGAACCCGUCUUGUGGCUUUAGCCGUGUUGAUCUUCGAAGGAUGGCACACGAAAAGUGUCUUGAUCCUUUUUUCUUUAUUAUGUUGGGGUUUCUCUUUAUUCCUUGUUGAAUUUCCUGUUGCAGUUUUGACCUUGGAACAUAUGCUCAAUCCAAAGAUUUUUGUUUGUUGUUCAGCAGUGCUUAGAAACAGUUCAGUAUGUUGUACAAAUACUUGUCUGCUUUUACUGUUGCACAUUAAUGCAUAUUAAACACACGGAGCAAAGGUGAAUUCCAUAUAAUAUACCCUCAUAUGUAUGAAGUGGAUUAUAGGGGGUGUCUGGUUCUGCUGAGGUGGUUUAAAUCUUUGUUUUUUGUGUUUUGUUUUUUUUCUUCUCAUGGAUCUUGAGGCCAGUUAAUUUUGUGGUGCUGUUCUUUAACACGGGAAUGUUCCUUUAAGCUCAAAUGGAGGUUUCAUUCAUGAGAAACUUCAUUUAUGUCUCACAGCGACAGCCGGGAGUUGUUUUUCAAGCACCCUGCUUUAUAGUGUCGGUUAAUGAAUCAACAGAAAUCAAAAACAAAGUGAUGAGGAUGGGGAGAAAGUCCUCCUGGCUGAAGCUCCACAGCUCAUCUGGGAAACAGGAUCACAGGAUGUAAAAGUUAACGUCACUUUUUUUCUUACCUUGUUUCUUGAUGUUAAUAUUAAUGUAAAUACAAAUUUAUAUUUAAACAUUACAA
Nothobranchius furzeri (turquoise killifish) is the source of this 7836-nucleotide messenger RNA. NCBI's taxonomy places the organism in Eukaryota, Metazoa, Chordata, Actinopteri, Cyprinodontiformes, Nothobranchiidae. The record is from RefSeq and is a predicted model, not a curated record.